GCGCUCCGCCGGCUCCGCGCCCCUCCGCGGGGCCAUGCAGCGCCUCUGCCCGCCCGGUCCGAGCGCAGCCCCUCGCCCCGCCGCCCUCCGCGCAGCCUGAGCGCCUGGCGGGGGCUCCACGCCGCUCCGCGCCCGGAGGUGGGACGGGGCCGGCAGAGGCGGCACAGGAAGGCUCCGCGGCUGUGCGCGACUCCCCCGCUGCCCCGGCCAUGGGGAAGGGGCUGGAGGGGACAGCGGCCCGCUGCGGGCUGGGACUGGGAUACCUGCUGCAGACGGUGGUGCUCCCUGCCCUGGCCGUCCUGGGGGCCAGCCGCCCCGGCUCCGCGGCGCAAGAUGACGACUUUUUUCAUGAGCUUCCAGAAACUUUUCCAUCUGAUCCUCCAGAACCAUUGCCCCACUUCCUCAUCGAACCCGAAGAGGCUUACAUUGUGAAGAACAAGCCCGUGAAUCUGUACUGCAAAGCAAGCCCAGCCACACAGAUCUAUUUUAAGUGCAACAGCGAGUGGGUUCAUCAGAAGGACCAUGUGGUGGACGAGAGAGUAGAUGAAACCUCCGGUCUGAUUGUCCGGGAGGUCAGCAUCGAGAUUUCCCGCCAGCAAGUGGAGGAGCUCUUCGGGCCGGAGGAUUACUGGUGCCAGUGUGUUGCCUGGAGCUCCGCAGGCACCACCAAGAGCCGGAAAGCCUACGUCCGCAUUGCAUAUCUCCGGAAAACUUUUGAGCAGGAGCCCUUGGGGAAAGAAGUGUCCCUGGAGCAAGAGGUCCUGCUCCAAUGCCGUCCCCCUGAAGGCAUCCCAGUAGCAGAGGUGGAGUGGCUGAAGAAUGAAGAGGUGAUUGAUCCCGUGGAAGACCGAAAUUUUUACAUCACUAUUGAUCACAACCUGAUCAUCAAGCAAGCCCGGCUUUCUGACACAGCCAAUUACACCUGCGUUGCAAAAAACAUUGUGGCCAAGAGGAAAAGCACCACAGCAACUGUGAUAGUCUAUGUGAACGGAGGCUGGUCCACCUGGACCGAGUGGUCCGUGUGCAACAGCCGCUGCGGGAGAGGCUUCCAGAAGCGCACGAGGACCUGCACCAACCCUGCCCCGCUCAACGGCGGCGCCUUCUGCGAGGGCCAGAGCGUCCAGAAAAUAGCCUGCACCACUCUGUGUCCAGUGGAUGGCAAGUGGACAUCCUGGAGCAAGUGGUCCACCUGUGGCACGGAGUGCACCCACUGGCGCCGGAGAGAGUGCACGGCCCCAGCACCCAAGAAUGGGGGGAAGGACUGCGAGGGGCUGGUGCUGCAGUCCAAGAACUGCACGGAUGGGCUCUGCAUGCAGGGUUUCAUUUAUCCUAUUUCAACUGAACAGAGAACCCAGAAUGAAUAUGGAUUUUCUUCUGCUCCUGACUCGGAUGAUGUUGCUCUCUAUGUCGGGAUUGUCAUCGCCGUGAUCGUGUGCCUGGCUAUUUCUGUGGUCGUGGCCCUGUUUGUCUAUCGCAAGAACCACCGUGACUUUGAGUCGGAUAUUAUUGACUCCUCGGCACUAAACGGGGGAUUCCAGCCUGUCAACAUCAAGGCUGCCAGGCAAGACCUCCUGGCAGUGCCGCCAGACCUCACUUCUGCUGCAGCCAUGUACAGGGGUCCUGUGUACGCCCUGCACGAUGUCUCUGAUAAAAUCCCAAUGACCAACUCUCCAAUCUUGGACCCACUCCCCAACUUGAAGAUCAAGGUUUAUAACACCUCCGGUGCAGUCACUCCCCAGGAUGACCUCUCUGACUUCUCCUCCAAGCUGUCCCCACAGAUUACGCAGUCUCUGCUGGAGAGUGAGACCCUGAACAUGAAGAACCAGAGCCUUGCUCGGCAAACUGACCCAUCAUGCACCGCAUUUGGGACCUUCAACUCCUUAGGAGGCCACCUAGUAAUUCCCAAUUCAGGAGUAAGCUUGCUGAUCCCAGCAGGAGCAGUUCCACAAGGAAGAGUCUAUGAAAUGUAUCUGACAGUUCACAGGAAGGAGAACAUGAGGCCUCCUGUAGAAGACAGCCAAACCCUGCUGACACCAGUGGUGAGCUGUGGCCCACCAGGAGCCCUGCUGACCCGGCCCGUCAUUUUAACCAUGCACCACUGCGCAGAGCCAAACACAGAGGACUGGCAGAUCCAGCUGAAGCACCAGGCUGCCCAGGGACCAUGGGAGGAUGUGGUGGUGGUCGGAGAGGAAAACUUCACCACCCCAUGCUAUAUCCAGCUGGACCCAGAGGCCUGCCAUAUCCUGACAGAAACCCUCAGCACCUAUGCCUUGGUGGGACAGUCAAUCACCAAGGCAGCAGCCAAACGUCUCAAACUGGCCAUCUUUGGACCGCUGUCCUGCUCUUCGCUGGAGUACAGCAUCCGGGUCUACUGCCUCGAUGACACGCAGGAUGCUCUUAAGGAGGUCCUCCAACUUGAGCAGCAGAUGGGCGGGCAGCUUUUGGAGGAGCCCAAAGCUUUGCAUUUUAAGGGAAGCACCCACAACCUCCGUCUCUCCAUUCAUGAUAUUGCCCAUUCUCUCUGGAAGAGCAAACUGCUGGCUAAAUACCAGGAGAUUCCCUUUUACCACAUCUGGAGUGGAUGUCAGAGGAACCUGCACUGCACCUUCACACUGGAAAGGUUCAGUCUGAAUACCCAGGAGCUGGUGUGCAAGCUCUGUGUGCGGCAGGUCGAAGGAGAAGGACAGAUCUUCCAGCUCAACUGUUCUGUCUCAGAGGAACCUACUGGCAUCGAUUAUCCUCCCAUGGACACAGCAGGCACCAUCACCACCAUCGUAGGGCCCAGUGCCUUCAGCAUCCCGCUCCCGAUAAGGCAGAAGCUGUGCAGCAGCCUGGAUGCUCCCCAGACCAGGGGCCAUGACUGGCGGAUGCUGGCCCACAAGCUGAAACUGGACAGGUACUUAAAUUAUUUUGCUACAAAAUCAAGCCCCACUGGGGUGAUCCUGGAUCUCUGGGAAGCCCAGAAUUUCCCUGAUGGCAACCUGAGCAUGCUGGCAGCAGUUCUUGAAGAAAUGGGAAGACACGAAACGGUUGUUUCUUUGGCAGCAGAAGGAAAUUACUAAUGCAGCCUUGGCAUGACCAGGAAGGACAGACGCAGGGAGCGGUAAUGCCCUGUUAUUGCAAACAAGAAUUGAAAUGAAAACCCAGACCAGUGAGUUACACAAGAGACAUUUCAGAGAAGAAAGCAAGCAAACAAGAAAAACCAGCCCUGACCUUCACACGUGCUCUCCUUGUACAUUAUCACAGGAUCAGAAAGAGAUCAUGCAAAGUUGUACCUUGGAAAUAUAAAUCAACCUAAUGUUCCUCUCGGCUUGGCUGUACACUGCUUGGUACAGGUUUUUACAGUUUCCUAGGAAACGCUUUUUAUUGCUAUCCAGAUAUAUGGAUAAACUUUCUUAACAAUCCCAGUUUCUAUGGAUGUUGUUUACAUCAAAUUCUGGACAGGGGUAAGGAGGCUGUCCAUGGCUCUUUAUAUUUUUUGUUUAAAGCCAUUCUAGACAAGGCUAUGGACAGCUGGUUGUGGCUAUUUCAGCUUAUUGGUUUCUGGUGAAUUCAGAUUUUGGAUACAAUUCGCACAUUGGUUGUCUUGCAAUGAUCCUCCUGUCAUUGUUCUGUUUCCUAGACCUACCUGUAAAAAAAAAAACAAAAAACAAAAAACAAACCAAGAAAAUCAGGGUGUGCAUCUGGAAAGCAGGUACUCUGGCUGAUAAGCAGGAACACACAAAACGUUCCCUUCCUUCCCCAAGACAGUCCCACUGAGCCUGUGUGGAGAAUAGCUCUAAGACAGUGGGGAAUGAAGGAUCUGAGUUAAUUUUCAAUUCACACCCUUUCCACCCCUUUGCUAUAUGAGGGGCCAGAUAUGCAAUUUGGAGUGGUUGGAGGGGAGAGGGAGAAACCCAGAAAAAAAUAAAAAAGAGAAGUUGCUAUGAUAGUUAUUUACUGAUUAGUAUCUAGGGCAAGGAUUAUAAUGACUAUUAUUAUUACCAUUAUUACUUUAUUUCUGAUUUUGUCAGCAGCAGAAUGAAUAACUUCUGGUUUUAUGGAACCUGUUGUCCCCUCCCUGAAGGUCUUUUAAGACGUUUCCCUCUCUAUGCCGUCUGUCCUUCCCUUUGUCAUUGUACUCCUCCUCCAAAAGUCCUCUGCCAGCCCCCACAGGCUGCUCACUUUGUGUUAGCAUUGCUGUGCUCCACGCCCAGAGCCAAGGCAGCAUGAACUGAGGACACUCUGCUGAUCUUCACCCACCAAGUGUCGGACCCUGGCAUGUUUUGCACCACCCUGGUGCCCCAGGUUGCUCCAAGAAGCAGCCCUGUCCAGAGGUGGCUGUGAACCAGAGAUGGCCUCCCAGUGCGAAUACACAAAGACCACUGGUUUCUGACCACAGGUGCAAGCAUGUGGAGGCACAGACAUCCACCAUCUGAUUUGUGCAUCCAAGGUGGGCUUCCAUAGUUCUUGUUUUGUUUUGUAGCAUUCUAAGAGCCAGCAGCUCCUGCUAGUUCCCCACAGAGCUGCAGGUCUCACUGAAACCCACCACCUCCCGUAAUGUUUGCAGUCCUCGAUGGCUGGCGAGGGAACACUUGUCCCUCUACAGCCAUGGCCCUCUUGGCCACCAGAAAACAGGUGAAGUGGAAACUUUGCAAAAGGAGCAAACCAGAAGUGGUUGUCCCUGCAAAUGUAUUUUGUUCUGCUCAGUGAAAAUUCUCUUUGCUACAUGACAGCGCAUAGGAUUGCAGUAGUUUUACUGCCAGACUGAGCUGUCCUCUACGUCUGGCACAGAAAUGCCUUCUGCCCCAACCCAUCCACUCCAGGUUUCCAGCCAGGCCCUGGUUAUUGCUGUUGUGCACACAUGCAUGCCCCUGCCCACGUGUGCAUUACCAUGCCAUACGCUUCCCGAGACUGGAGUUAGCUUGUUCUCUUCUGUGGUUUUGAUUUUGCUCUCCCCAAGGCUCUCCAGAUCGCGCCUUUGAAGGUAAUUUUGAAAAUGUCAUUGGUCAAAAUGAAAAGAAAAUUUCAUCUGGCCUCUUUUUCAAUUUGACAUUUCCAUAGGCUUGGCACUUUUUGCUUAUAACUUCUCAGGUCCCUGACCAGGUUUAGAUUGACCGCCAGGUAGCGAGCACAAAAAGUUCCCUUCCUUUUAAGAGGUAACCGGGCAGCUUGCAAACCAGCAUUUCAGUAAAAACUGGAGACCAGAACACAUGCAUUGUAACUUUCAACAUCUGUGUGCAUUUUGCUUGUAUAAGCCCCGCCUUCUCUUAAUAUGGAGAUUCCAUGGGCAUCCUUUCAACAACCAUCUUCUUUUUCGCCUUUGGCAUCAGAUGCAGCCUACUGCAAUGCUAAUGGAAAUUUUGCUUUCAGCAUCAGGAGGAUCGGACUGGGGCUCCCUUCUCCACAUCUUUUACUCAGAGCACUAAAAUGGCUCUUAAGGAUAGGUCUCAGCUUUUCUCCCUCCUGUGCCACCUUUAGGUGCAACCAGUUGUGUUUAGUUUGUGCUUCUUCACCUUUCUCACAUGUCCCUCCUGCGUGACUCUCCUUCCAAGGCGGCUGCAGGAGUUGAACUGCCCUUUGUCCCUUUGGCCUUUUUGGCUCAGUCUUUGUUGGCUGAUCCCCAGGCUCACUGGUGCUCCCCAGCUCUCAGCUUUUUCCAGGUGGCCAGCACGUGCACCCUUCUCACCAGGAUCAGGCCUCAGUGUCUCACAGUUAUCAGUAUUGCUGUGAGCUGAUGUUCCUUUGGCCAGCUCUCUGACCUGUGUUCUGAUGCCUUCUGCAAGAGGCAGGUGAACAACUUUCUCGCAGUGUUCUGGGGCAUUUUCCUUUCCCAGCAUCACAGUGAAGGGGAUUUAUUGAGAGGAAAAAUGCACUCUCUGAUUAAGAGGAGCAUCCACAGAGGUGGCUGGAGGUCAAGAACAUAACCCUUCAUCACUGAACAUGACUAGGGCAGCAGCAUGACUGCUACUGGGUGGUGAAGCUACUCUUCUUCCACCCUGACUGCUCAGAAACCACCUGCAAUCCCCUGCUGCAAUCACAGGCUGGAUGGUUUCCCCAGCAUCUGCUCCAAAGGCCUUUACAGGGUCCCAGCAUGGCCCCUGGGGCUGCCUCAGCCCUGACAGGGCAGUAAGAAGCACGGGAAGGUUCCUCCUCAGAGCCACAGCUCAUCCCAGCAGCUCUGCACCCGUUCUUUGCCACUGCUGCUAGCAGCAGCUCCCACCUCACCUCACACUUCCCUGCAUUAAUUGUGCUCAGUUUUUUCUUUUUUUUCUAGGGGGAAUGGCAGUGGCAGGGCAUGCACUGUGGGAGAGGGCUCUGGCUGGUGGUGUUCACCACUCAGCAUCCCCAUCCUGCUGGCCCCAGGAGAGCAGGCAGGAAGCAAGGGCAGCCAGAUCAGCUCAGGAUAUUAUUUUUGGUGGGAGAAAACCCAGCAGCAGUUCCUCCGCCUGGAUUGCAUGGACAUAGUGCCAUCUCGUGGGGCUGAGCCCCCACUCCACUCGCUGCUGCCACAGCAACGUCGCACGGGAAAAGGCUUCCUGUGGGGUGGCUCUGACUAAGACUGGCAGAACUGACUCUUUAAAAGUGGUUGUAAGAUUUUAUGUCAGGUAAGCACAUCUGCUUUAAAAGAAAAAAAAAAAAGGCUGCAGGCUUCCUACCCUCCAGUUAUUACUAUUUUUUAAAAUGCUUUUCCUUUUAGUUGUUCACCUUUGGCUUUGUACUGGAGCAGCUUAGCUGCUCUUCACACCAUCUCUUCAUUACAUGUUGAUUGCUAGCGCUAUAAAUAGUAUAUAUAUUAUAUAAAUAUAUAUAAAAUAUCUACUGACUUCAAGGAAAACCUUUCAUUUCCAAGUAAGAAACAUUUAUCAGAGGCAGUCCUUUUCACCUUAUUUUUUUUUUUCUUCUUCUUUGUGUUGUGUUCUUGUAAAGGUGACUGUCAGUGUAUAGGGUAAGUUUGGGGUUCGGUUGGGGUUUUUCUUUUUUUCAAAAUUUAUGAUCACAGCUGAUCCACUGUGUCUUGUUAAACAGUGCAAGACCUAAGUGCUGUUUUAGUGGAUCUUGAAAAUUUUGCAGCAGUGAAGUCUCUCCAGUCAAGAUUUGCUUUAUUGGGAGACCAAGACUUUUUUCCGUCUCGCUGGCAGAAAUGCAGACACUCAUGAGACAUGUUGGAGUCUGCAAUACCCACAGAGCAAAACAUGUCCAUUCCUUGGGUUUCCUGCUAUUUCUGUUGCUUACAUAUAGAAUAAAUGUAUCUACAUGCUGUAAGCCUGUCA
Molecule: messenger RNA, 7253 nt
Organism: Corvus hawaiiensis (hawaiian crow)
Lineage: Eukaryota; Metazoa; Chordata; Aves; Passeriformes; Corvidae
Gene: UNC5C
Product: unc-5 netrin receptor C
Exons: 17
Coding region: 210-3062 (950 amino acids)
Biological process (GO): netrin-activated signaling pathway
Cellular component (GO): membrane
Molecular function (GO): protein binding; netrin receptor activity
Source: RefSeq, a predicted model, not a curated record